GCGUAAAGUGUGGACGCUGAAGUUUUGAAUCAUUUUUGAGCGGCGAAAUCCGUGCUCAAGGCUUUCCCUUAAGCCACCAUGAGCAAACACGAGGAUUCAUGGGAAAGGCUGGAUAAAGAGUUUGACCAUUGUCUACUGGACAUGAAGCCGUAUGUCCUUAAACACCCAAACAAGACAGAGCGUCAGCGUUGUGCCAUAUGGAUCAAGAAAUUUUGCGAUCCUGCCUCUUGGGGUUCAGGUCUACUGGGUCGGAGGAACCGAAACCUGUAUGCCCGUUUACUCCUUCACAUGCUUAAAAGAGGGGACCUGGAGGGGCCUUUUAACACCAAACCAGAGCCUGGAACCCUCAAGACACUCCCUACUUACAUGUCCAUCUACUUUGAUGAGCCACUGAGUACCACCAGCAACACAGGGCUGCCUGACUGGGUUACAGGAGAACUGGGUGGUUAUAAUGAUGACAGUUUGGCUGCUGGUCUGUUGAAGGACAGAACAGCUCAUCACAGGAGAAAGCUGUAUGAGGAGAAGUCCCCACUACGACCCAUGGCCUCCAGCUCAUUCAGACAUUCACCUAAACAUGAUGACAGAAUGGUGGAGGGGGGGCUGAAGGCAGAUACGUCCCACGAUGACAGUGACCUGGAGGCUCGUCUCAACAGCUGGAACCUCGGGAUUGAAAACCCCAGGUACCUGCGAGAGAAGCCUGUGGCCUUGUCUCCAAUUUUCAAGUCAAGCUUAGGAAGGAACAGCACCUUGGCUGAUGAUCACAGCCCACAAGUAGUGCAGAGCAAGGAGACUGAGAUGAGGAUCAAAGUACUGGAGGCCAAGCACCAGGAAGAAAAACUGAAAAUGCAGCAGAGACAUGAUGCAGAUGUUGAAAAAAUUCUCGACAGAAAGAAUGGUGAAAUUGAAGAGGUGAAGAGCUUGUACCGGGCCAAGCAGAAGGAAUCAGAAGAGUUGAUCCGUAAGCUGGAGAGGAAAGUUCAAAGUGUGCUGCGGGAAUCCCAGGUCAUCUGCGAGAGCAAAGAGAAGCAGAUCGCUGAGCUGAAGAAGAUGUCGGAUCAGAGCGCCGACUCCCUUAAAAACGAGUGGGAGAAGAAGCGUCAUGCUGCAGUGGCAAAGAUAGAACAGGAGAAGUUUGAAUUACAGAAGAAACACACAGAGAACAUCCAGGAGCUGUUGGAGGACACCAACCUUAGACUGGCCAAGAUGGAGGCAGAGUAUAAUGCUCGCUCACAAGCAACCGAGCAAACGGUGCGUGAGCUGGAGUUUCGGGUGAAACAGCAGUCUGUGGAGGUGGAGAAGGGCAACACACUACGUCAGAAGGUGACACAGGAGAAGGCCCAUUUGGAGAUCCACAUUGCAUCCAUCAGUGCUGAACUGCAAGAGGCCAACAGACGAAAUACGAUGCUGCAGAAGGAGAAGGAGGAGCAGAGUGAGCACUAUGAGCAGACCUUACAGAAGCUCCAUGCCAAACAUGAGACUGACUUGAGCCACUUCCAGCAGGAACACACACUGUCUACUGCUAAGGCGUCUGAGUUGAUUGAGGAGUUGGAGAAAACAGUAGCUCAGCUCAGACAGCAGAUCCAGGACAGUGAACAUCAAAGACAAAAACAAGUCAGGGAUCAAGGGAUAAAGUUUCAGCAGGAAAAAGAUGAACUGCAGAUCAACUGUGAGAAGAAGGUUUUGGCGAUCCACAGUGAAGCAGAGAAAGAGAGAGCGGAGGCAAAGAGGAAGAUAGCCAAGCUGGAGGAUACACUCAGAGACGUGGAGAGCCAGCUGGACAGAGCCAGGGAAACCCAAAGGCAGCAGAUUCAGCAGGCAGAUAUUGCACUGGAACAGUUCAAGAAACAGGUGGAGCUCAGCUCUGAAAAGGCCUACACUGACAUGAAACUCCAGAUGGAGAAGGUAGAAGAGGACCUGAUCCGCUCCAAGUCCCUCAGGGAAAACCAGGCCAAGGAGUUCUCUCAGCAACUUGAUGCACUCAGGCAGAAAUACGAGCAGCAGAUGGCUGAGCAGCGCAUGCAGCACGAGCAGGAGAGGACGCGGCUACAGCAACAGCACAGCGCGGAAAAGGACAGCCUGGUCCAAGAGCGUCAGCGGGAGGUGAACAGCCUGGAAAGGCAGGCCAGGGCCGCCUUGCAACAGCACCAGCAGCACACCCAGGAGUGGAGGAAGCGCGAUGCCCAGAUCAUCUCAGAUUUGGAAGCGCAGUUGACAAAUCUCAAUGAAGAACUCCAGGGGGCCCACGUCCAGCAUAAGCAACAGUUGGCUGAGAUGGCGUUGCUCUGGGAGGAGGAGAAGCAAAAGGCGUUCUUGGACAAAGAAGCAUCACUGGAUCGACUCUGCUCAGAUAUGGAACGCAUCCGCAGUGACCUGGAGGGAAGCUACCAGCAGGAGAGAGAUGCUGCCCAGGAGAAGACCAACAGCAGGCUGAAGCAGAUUGAGAAGGAGUACAGUCAGAAGCUUACCAAGUCUGCCCAGCUAAUUGCAGAACUACAGACGUCUGUGUGUGACUCUAAGGAAGAGGUCGUUCGCCUACAGAGAGCAAUGGAGAAGCAGUUGGAGGAGGCCAACGCUCGAUGGGACGCAGAGAGGAAGACGAUAAACCACCAUGCCGAUCAGGCCAACAAGGCUCUGCAGGAAAAGGUGGAGAGUCUACAGAGGCAGCUGCACAGCUCAGAGAAGAAGCUGCUUAGCAAAGAGCUGGAGACGGAAGAGAAGGUGACUCUGGUGCGUAAAGAGUACGAGGAGAAAAUCAAAGGUCUGAUGCCUGCAGAGCUCAGACAGGAAUUGGAGGACACCAUUGCUUCUCUCAAAGCUCAGGUUAAUUUCCUUCAGAAGAGAGCCUCGUUGCUACAGGAAGACCUGGAUGCCUGUCGCAGCAGGAGGUAACGCUUGCACAACUACAGCCUCACUGUACGUCGGGACAUGACGACAGCCAAUCAGAAGUGAGCAUUCCUGACUGUUACUGUUACUUCACACGUGCCAUUUCACUGGAUCAGACAUUUUUGUAGUCUGAUGUCCUGUUGUCUCUCAUUGUUUUGUAACACAUGAUCUAUUUAUUCUUUGUCAGAUUUUCAUUUUGUAUUUUACUGUUACAUUGUUUUUGUCACCUUAUCAGUUUUAUGAUAUUAUUGGUAUUUGAUAGAUAUUUGCUAUCAAGUACCGUUGUAAUAAAAUACUUUGCAUCAU
Messenger RNA from Sphaeramia orbicularis (orbiculate cardinalfish), 3189 nucleotides. It is a transcript of the gene cep112, whose product is annotated as centrosomal protein 112. NCBI's taxonomy places the organism in Eukaryota, Metazoa, Chordata, Actinopteri, Kurtiformes, Apogonidae. Bases 79 to 2889 code for a protein of 936 amino acids. The record is from RefSeq and is a predicted model, not a curated record. The transcript is spliced from 27 exons.